CAAAUGCAGAGAUCACGUAGACGGGAGCAUCAGCGCGGCGGUGGGCCAUGGUGCCGCACCCGAUUGUGCUAGCUUAGAAUAUUGUAACGCGGUCGUGCGCCGACGCACCAAUCCAAUGGAGCGCGAAGUCUCCAUCGCGGUGGAGGUCCUCGGGCUAACGGACUCCCCCGAUGUUCCGGAAUCGUGCGGCCUGACAUUUUCAGGGCUAGGCUCCGGCGACGCAAAGAGGACCGAAGACGGACGGUGGGCAUUCGCAAGCGAAGGUACAACUUACUUACUAUGUAUACUACACACGUGUCGCUUUUUCCGCGUCUACUUCUCGGGCGCUGCCGCCUCUCAAUUUAUUGCGACAAGUCGCAGAGAAGAGGACCGACAAGCAUUCCAUUCAUAAACUACGUGCUCCCGCCUUGCAGCCUUCUUGCCUAGUAUCAUUGCCACCUUUUAGGGGUUUUUCAAAAACGAAAUCGAAAAGCACAGACCCGGAGGCGGAGCCGCAGUACGUGUCGCACACGACGUGCGCGGAACAUGUUUUUUUGGAUGGCGUUUGCGGCGUGGGGCUUCGCGCAGCGCUCGUGGACGAAAACGGAGACGAGCUUGGCGCGUGCCAGUUUGACGGUUUGGACGCGUUGCUGCUGCAGAGCGCGCCGACCAUGGACCUGUCUGGCGUCGUGACGCUGAAAUCUUCGGCCACCGCCGAACCGGCCGCCGACGACCCUCCAACUACGAGCCCGGCCGCCUCGCCCCCCCGCACGCCGGGCCCGGACGGCACCAACGAAAGAACCAACGUGGUGGCCGCGGUCGCGCAGCCCCCGGGCAUGGAGCUGCAAGUGCGCGUCACAGUUUAUCACGCGUCCGAGGUGGAGCCGCUGGUGCUGUACAAGCCGCCCGCGGAAGACCACGAGGACUGGUGCAAAGUGGCCGUGACGGUCGACGGGGUCUACUCGCUGCCGGCAACGCUCGUCCCCAAGGGGGAAGCCGAACCGGAGGGCCGGGUCCUGGAGGACCACGGCUUCAGCUACCAACUGCGCAUUCUGGACGUUCCCUUCGACAAUGGGCGCGUGUGGAAGCCGCCACGCGAAUCCACCUCGGCCGACCCGCCGGCCAGCGGAGAGGACCGUCCCUCGAGCGCAAGCAGCGGUGCCGCCGGCGCAGUCGAAAAACCACCGGUAGAAGGAAACUUUCUCAAUAUACAGCGAGUGGCACCAAAGGGAAGGAGUAGAAGAUGAUAUAGUCAAGAACGGGCCCUUUGUUUUGCUUUUUACUUUCACGUAGGUACGAUGAAGAAAAUUUCUUGAGCUCAUCUGACACUACUUCUUACCACCGGAUUUUUGAAAAAAUAAACUGUGAUGACGAUCAGACGCGCGUGUUUCGGGAGGAUUUUGGAUCGGCGCUUGAGCGCGCAGGCUUUCGUGGAGACGUGGAAGCUUUGUGGGCCUGCUUCGCCCAGGAUUGCGUGACCGCAGAUGAUUACACGGCUCUCGUGGACAAAACCGAAGCACCAGUCGACCUCGGAGCUUUCCGCAGCUUCUUGGUCGAAAACUGCGAGUCGUGCGUGGGGGGAUUUGCAGCCUUCGCGGCGACAGAGGGCGAGGUAUAAAUCAUCACUUACUUCUUCCCGUGCAGCUCCAGAGUUACAUUUGAAAAAAAACUUUAUUUUUUGCAGAGAACCUAGUGUGUGUGUACAUUUAUGUUUGUCCACAAUGCUUCUUGUCAAACUACCACCGCAGGCUGCUACCUCGGUUUCCGCCGACACGUUCGUUGCAAAAGCAACCGAGCUGGGCUACGACGGCGAUUUGGCUAAGGGUGUCUUCGGCCGAUUAGCCGGCCCGAGCGCCGAGCCGCUGGGGAAAGCCCAGUUUCUGGCGUUGGACCUGCUGCCCCAGGCGCUCGGCAAGCGGCUCCAGGAAAGCCGGACCCUGGGAAAAUGGAUUGCCAACAACUGGGGCAACUUCCACGCUUUUUUUCAGGAGGUGUUGACCGCAGUGGACAGCCCGUCGGAAAUUUCGGCCACUGCGUUCUGCGAGACCGUCGCUACACUUGGAUUUUCGGAUUCGGAGUUAGCGGGACGGGUGUUUACCUUCCUGGACCUGAGGAAAACAGGUGAGGCCCGGCGGAUCUUCAUUUCUAGGCAGGUUAAAAAAGAAAUCGACCCGGUACACGUAGUAUGCAGCCGAUGAAAACUAUACAAAAAUCACAAUCUGUGCAGGUCUGUGGCGCCAGGCCGAUGCGGACUUGCUCGAACGACUGCUCACGGAAACGUUUUCGCCCGCAAUGUUAAGCAGUGAGUGCAGUGCUUGGACGGAAUUCACGGAUGCGGAAGAAUUGUCGCUUCGGGAUUUUGAGGCUGCUUGGGAUGCGGCAAAGCUUUCUCAGGUACGAAAGCAAUCGUACGUGAGGUGCACAUGACGUUCUCUUGAUUUUUUUACGAUUAGAAACAGGGAGAUGUUGAAUUGUGCAUGUGUGAUUGGGUCUAGCGCAUGCAAACGGACUCUAUCUCGACACGCCACCAAGAAUAUUAAAACAUGAAGCGCAAAAUUUCUUCUAUUUCAGGACGCGACAAUAGCCUUCUUGUUGCUGCAUUCGGACGGCUGCGUGACGGCAGAGGAAUUCAAUGCCGUCCAUGCGGUUCCGGCGGAGGAUGCUUCGCCCGUACUGAGACUCGUGUCUUUUCUGGAGGAGAAGAAACUGAGCUUCGAGCAGCUGUUCAGCGCGACGCCGAGCGCGGGGAUUUCUAUUCCGAACGAAGUGAACGAAGCAGAACUGCCGUCCAUAACGUGGUCCAGUACCGGGGCGGCGGGGUCGAAAACCGUCACGUGCUACAAGAGCCGCGCGUGGGUGCAGCAGUUCUGCAAUGCGACCAGUUCGUCGUCCACCUCCUCCCGGUAUCUACACUUUUUUCCCAAGGUGGCAAAUGACCCGCUGCCGCUUGCCGCCGAUUUCGAGAGCAGCACGGACGCCGGUGCGGCGAAAAGCGCGCGGUGGCACCACGCAGAAGGCGGGUUCCAGAUAUCGAAGGACCUGCUCACUUCCAGCAGUUCGUUCACCGUGCCGCUCACCCGCCUGGCCGCCAAUUGCCCCCCGGACGCCGCCGCGCCGGAGGACAGCGCCGCGGACCCCUUCUUUCUGAACGGCACGUACGUGAAGUUCUCCGUGCAGUUCUAUGCAAGAAAAAAACUGUGUAAAAAGUGUAAGUUUGUGUUGCGGAUGAUGCAAGACUGUCACGCUUGUCAUGCUGGGUGUGCGUUACAAGCUCAGAACUUCCGUGUUUUGACGUACUAACCGCGCAUGACAGGUUUUUUCUGUCAUGCAAGCGAAUUUGUGAUGCUAAUCAUCCUACAAAGUCACACUUACACACUUUUUUUCCUGGAUAAGUUCCUCGACGCCCCCAACAAGGUCUGCCCGCGUACGGAGCCGGCCCUCCGCGAGGCGCAGGUCCAGCCCCUGUUCGCGAACGACCCGCGGCCGAAGAAGCCCGAGAAGACGCCGGAACAGGACUUCGAGGAGGCGGUCAUCAACGCCUUGGCGGUGCUGGGACGCGACUACGCAAAGUACGCAACGGAGCUCGGUUGUCUGGACCGGAAUCAGCUGCUCGGCCCGCUCGGGUGGCGCGACCUGCUGGAUCGCAUCGAAAGUGGCGGAGAGGAGGGAUCGCCUUUGCUAAAGGUAAGUGCUGCACCACCGGCGAAGAUGAGUAAUUUUCUAUCAUGAAUAUUAAGCGAUGCUGGACGUCGAGAACUGGUGCUCGCUCUCUUACUAGGCACUGGUCAGUUCUUCUUGAAAGCAACUUUGACCGGGCGCCGCUUCGCGAUGGAAAAGUUGAACAUCCUGGACUGUUUUGCUUCCUCAACUUCUUUGCUUAUUUCCUUGUACAGCCCGUGGUUCUCGCCCGCCCUUCCGAAGAGUUUCGCGCCAUACAUAGAUUGGUUUUCACUUCCUUAUUUAAGAGCGUCGGUUCUGAAUUGCGGCGCCGACAAUUGCAGUUGCUGACCCUGUAUUAUUAAUAAUUCCAUCCUUUCCAUUUUCCACAGGCCCUGCGACCAGCGUUGCAGCGCUUAGUCCGGAGUCGGGUGGUGGCGUACGGGCGGGAUCGGCUACCCUGCGCCGGUUUGUACGGCGACGAGCGCGACGCCAAAUACACCGACAUGAGUCGCGAGCUUUGUGCGUUGAUCUUUUGCACCAUCAACAGCGAGCAUGCGAAGUACGGGUGGCGGCGCGACACGAGCUUGUGGAAGAACCCCGACUCCGCCUACGAACCCGAGGAGUUUUGGCGGCCCGCCGAGCUGCGGAAGCAGGAAGCGACGCGCGACGCGCAGUACCGCCAGCUCGCCUUCGAAUCGGAGAUGAUCGGGGACCGGCCCCGCGCGGGGCGCGUGUGGGCCAGGCGGCUCCAGCUGACCAGGAACCACAUCGACGCCGCCGUGUGGGUCGACUAUGCCCGGUUCUGCAUGCGGUGCCUGCGAAACCGGGAGGAAGCGGUCCGGGCGCUCACGCACUCCAUCAGCAUCGUGCGCACCCUGGACCGCGUUCCGGUUGACAGUACUUUUUUUUUACGAUUGAGUUCAUUUUUUGAGCACCUAGUUCUUUAUCGGACUUGUUCAUCGGAGAAGAAAAGAGUAAGUAUUCGUUCUGGAAAUUUAUAGCGUAGUUUCCCUGCAGGCUGUGGCUGUGCAUACUCAGUGGCGAAAGGAACAAUAACAAAGCGAAAAUUCUUGUGCAGGUCUUUUGUUCAUGAGCUGCUUGCAACUCACCGCCCGAAGCUACGACUCCGCGGAGCUUUUCGCGGCCGAGUGCGCGCGCCGCAUCCCGUCCUCCUUUGCCGGGAAUUUUCUCCUCUUCCUGGUGCAGGCGUACGCGGGGAACUCAAGGAGCGCGUCCAAAUACUGGUCGUUGGCGCAAAAGCAGAAGACCUUUUUUGGACAAGCGCUCCCGGAGCGGGAAGACAGCUUUUCGUCGCUGAGCAAACGCGAGCUGGCGCAACGGGGCCUGGCAACGUUUCUGGAGGACGUCGCUAGAACGCCGGCUGCCGAGCCGAAAAGCGGCAGCGACGCAGAAACCACCAGCGUGGAAGGCUUCGCGAAGAAGUUUCCCGCCUUCCCGCACGCCGCCACCGUGCGGGCGCUGCCGGACGGCGCGGACAGGAGGGUGCUGGACGUGAUUGAUCAGCUACUCAGCCUGGGGAUGGCGGACCUCGUGUUGUUUCUGUUGGAUCACAUGGACGGAAAUCCGGAGGAGGACGAAGGGCUCGUGCGCUUCAUCGUCACCGAAAAGACCCGACAGAGCGAGCGGUGCCGGCUGCAGAUCGUCAAGGCUUACAUGCUCCAGCAAAGCUUCGGCAAGGCGCGGAAAGCAUUGAAAAACCUAAUCGAGAGCGUGACGGACCGGAAUUCCGAAGCCUGGAUCUUGCUCGGUAUAAGAAAAAAUUGCAUAGUUUCACAGAAUUAUCACACGUUUCUUCUUCAUAGUCGCAUGGUGUUCAGCUGCUGUUUUUACGCGGAACAAGCUCGACAACAGAAACAGUAGUUCAAGUUCCGACCGAUGAGGGUGCCGAAAAACAAAAUCCAGGUGAGUGUGAGUUUCGGUUGAACUCGUUGGCCCCGAGCAGAGAGGCAUUCGAGAAGGCGCUCACUUUCUUGCAGACAGGCGCAAACGAAGACCCGGUGCUGCUGCUGCGGCUGGGACGCAUCUACUUGGAAGCGGGACUCUACGCAGAGGGUAGUGCCAUGUAUCAACGGAGCUUAGCCGUUUUCCCGAGUUCACAAGCCUGGCUGAUGGCUGGAGUAAAUUGAUUUCAAUUUCCUUUUGUUCACUUCUGUUCUUGCAGUGAAUUGAUGAUACGCACGAGUGACACCAUGUUCCACGACGACCAUGAUCAAAAUUUCUGAGAAACUGUUUUCAACAAUGUUGUGCAGGUUUGCUGGUUGAAGCUCGCCGAAACGGACGCGUCCGCCUCGGAGAAGGGUUUGCUGUGUCUGCGCGAAAGUAACUUGCGGGACGGCACGCGCCCGGAGAUUUGGGCCUGGCUCGGCAUGGCUGCGAUGCGAACGGGGAAAGUCGGUCUCGCCAAGCAGGCGAUCAACUUCGCUGCGUUGCCGGACUCCAUCACGGGCGAGCUGGUCACCAUCAAAACGGCGGCGGAGCUCGUGGAGCUCACGCUAGCGUAUGGAACCGAGUACACCGAGGAAGCCGGGUUUCUGGCGCGGAAGAUCCUGGAGCGCGGGUUGGCCCAGGAGGAGGACGAGGAGGGGAACAACAAGUCGAAGGAGCAGGCAGCGGAUGUUGCGCUGCAGCUCCAGCCCGACGAGGAGGGGCAGUUUCAUUUUCUUCUCGGACAGGUGUACCAGCGGGCCAAGAACUGGCUGGGUGCCUUCUUCGAGUACCGAAUGGCCGUGCCCUUCUACCAGGCGGACUCCGCGAUGCUGGACGCCCUGGAGGCGCGCGGACGCCGCGUGGCGGGGGAAAUCAAGGACAUAUGACAGUGCACAACUCCCCCUCCCCCUCCCCCUCAUUUGUCAUGCAAAAGCCCAAAUCCAAGUUCUUCCCUGUGGCACUGUUUGCAUGACAGAUGCCAGAAGCCCAGACAGUACUACACUAGGCGCAUGAAUUUGUCAUGCACAGGGUCCACGUGUGCUGGUGUUGGUAUUGCUGAUGUUCAUGCAAUACAAAUGAGGGGGAGGGGGAGUUGUGCACUCUCAUAGGACACCCACAAGAUCGUGAACGUGCUCCUGCAAGACUUGCAAAUCGUCCGCGAGCGCGGACAGCACGCCUACCACCAAGCGCCGGACGGCUCGACGCCCCUCAUCGAGGUCGGGUGAGGGGAGUGGUGGCGGUGCAAGCCUCAGCUCGAAGCCACUUUGAUACAACUUGUUUGAUACCCUGAGUCAAUAGAUACUGAAACUCUGAUACUCUGGAUCAUAGAUCAAUGGUGAUGUAGAAGAAAUUAAAGCAGAUUUCUUGUGAUAACACAACGAUUUCAAACGGAAACGCAGUAUACGAGAGUUGCUGCCUGGAUACAUAUGUUCAUAUUGAGCAAAGAAAGAAAAACCGCACCGCGAAGCCGCGUGCACGCAACCCGUGAAAGAUGAACAGUAUCCCCUUUCCAACACUCGAAACCACGAGUGUUUUGCUUGUACUGAUUAUCCCUGUACAUCACGAGCCGCGGCAUCGUGCCGGCGUUUGCGGUUGGUAAAAAGCACCAGCAGUGGAGAAAACGAAGUGCGAGACAGCUGGCGGCAGCGCCAAGGGACGUCCG
Messenger RNA from Amoebophrya sp. A120, 7249 nucleotides. The record is from the annotation of a GenBank genome assembly. Lineage: Eukaryota; Dinophyceae; Syndiniales; Amoebophryaceae.